Molecule: messenger RNA, 1953 nt
Organism: Racocetra persica
Lineage: Eukaryota; Fungi; Glomeromycota; Glomeromycetes; Diversisporales; Gigasporaceae
Source: the annotation of a GenBank genome assembly
AUGGUUUCGGAAGUCAAAGAUUGUGCCAAAAUUAUCAUAGACGCAGGUCUUACAAUUGCCCAGGCAAUUCCAGUUGCUAGCAACAUUGCCGCAUCCAUUGAUAUAGUAAUAGAAAAAAUUGAAAAGAACUCAUCUAACAAAGCUUUAUGUAAAUUUAUCGAUGGACAUCUCAGACAUGCAAAAUUGAUACUAGAAUCUGGCUAUGAUUAUGAUAUUGUCAUUAAAGACAUUGAUGCCUUCACGCGUUAUUAUAAUGUGCUAACUGAAAUCGAAAAGCGCAUUGAGAUAUUAACAGGUGGUAAUGCAAAAAUCAAAGCCUGGGCAAUAACGAAAAAAUUUAUGAAUGCAAAAGCGGAUACUCAUAAAAACGUAGUGGAAAUAGGGAAUAAUGUAAAAGAAAUAAAGAAAAGUGUAGUAGAUGCCAAAGUAAGAGUGGAAGGUGUAGUAGAAAUAAAAGAGGAUGUAACAAAAAUUAAUAAAAGUGUAGAUAAAAUUCAUAACGAUAUCUAUCUGCUUGCUAUGAAACUUGAUAUUGACGGGUGGAAAACCGAUAUUAUGUUAAAUAAUAAAAUUUUAGAGCAGGAUUAUCAAGAACAAGUCGUUAGGGGCCAAGCUGUAAAGAAAAAAUACCUAACACAAGACGUUGCGCAAAGACCUUUUAAUUCUCGUGAUAGCAUUUCUCUUAAAAUUGUUAACAUGCUUAAACUAUUAUCAAAUUGUGAGAAUGUCAUAAAAUUUUUCGGGAUUUACAAGUCAAGAGGUCAAGAAUAUAUGAUACUUGAAUGGUGCGAACAUGGUAAUCUCGAAGAAUAUUUGUUGCGAAAUCCUGAAGUUGACUGGAACGUAAAAAUAAAAAUUGCUAAGGGUAUUGCUAACGGAUUGGUAUUCUGCCAUGACCGUGAAAUUCUUCAUCAUGACAUUAAAAGCUCAAAUAUAUUGCUUGAUGCCCAUCUAUGUACAAAACUUUCAAAUUUCGAUUUGAGCAGAAAAAAAAAUGACGUUACAAACUCUAGAAUUUUGUCGAUAGAUGAUGUCAGAUAUAUGGCACCCGAGAAGCUCAAUGAUUCGAAAUAUUACUACACAAAGGAAUGUGAUAUUUAUAGCUUUGGUAUUGUAAUGUGGGUGAUUGCUAUUCAACAAAUACCUUACACAGAUAUGAAUAGCAUUGGAGAAAUCGAUAACUAUGUCUUAAAUAAAAACCGCCCAGCGCCCAUUGAUGAACAUAUCCCAAACAAGUAUAUGCAAAUAAUGAAAAAAUCAUGGGACCAUGACAAUAGUAAUCGCCUGACAGCAUUUCAAAUUUAUGAGGGGCUUUUUAAAUGCUUGGGCGAUGAUGAUUCUUCAUCAACAUCUAUAUCAAAGGAGCUAGAUUCUGUGGACAGAAAGGUUGACAGCCCCAGUGAUACGCACGGCGUUAAAUUUGAUGAGAAUAAGGUUAAAGAAAUGUAUAAGCUAGCUGUUAAUAAUCAUAAAAACAAAAUUUAUGAUGAGGCCUUUAUAACCUUUUCCAUGUUGGCAAGUGAAUAUAAACACAAAGAAUCGAUAUUCUACCUUGGAUAUUAUUAUGAUAAUGGGUAUGCUGUAUCAACAGACAAAAAAAAAGCACUCGAAUAUUACAGAGAUUCUGCCGAUGCAGGCUGCAACGAUGCAAUCUUUUAUUAUGCCCAUAACUGUCUAAAAAUAUCUCGUGAAUAUAUGGAGAAAUCCGCAAAACUUGGAAUCUUCAAAUCUGGCAUAAAAUUAGCCGAAAUUAUUCUCCCUGAACUUAGGGAUGCUCCAUCUCAGGAUACAUGCAAUAAGCUUCUGAUUUUUUUAAAUAAUGAUAUGACCACCUUAUCAGGAAAACGAAAAAAAUACCCUCAAAAAAUAGAUGAAUGGAAUGCAUGUGAGAAAAAAAUUGAUGAAUUACGAAGUGAAAUUCAACAAAUUGCCGACUCUUGUAAAACUGGUUAG